AUGGCAACAAAACCCGAACCCACGGGUACCCACCCGACCCAACCCGGUCAACAUGGGUAAAAUCCGUGUUGACGGGUUUUGGGUCGGGUUUGGGUUUAAACCCGUUCACUAUUCAACGGGUUGGGUUGGGUUUGGGUUUAGAAUGAAGUUGAUGUUAUGGAGUGGAGAGUAAAGAAACUUAAUUGAAAGGAAGAAGUUUUCAAUUAAACAUGUUAUUUAUGGAAAAUUUGUGAUUUGCUUCAAUUUUUUUGAGUUUUCUAGAUUGGUGUUGAAAAAU
Linum tenue is the source of this 277-nucleotide messenger RNA. The record is from the annotation of a GenBank genome assembly. NCBI's taxonomy places the organism in Eukaryota, Viridiplantae, Streptophyta, Magnoliopsida, Malpighiales, Linaceae.